AUGAAUAACGCAGCAGAAAUCCUAAAGUCAGUCCAGAUUGGUUUGGAUGUCGCCACAUUUCUCCUUAACACUGAUCGUGGCCUACAAGCGACCGAGUUAUGUAAUGAAUGUUUAUCUCUACUUCACAAGCUUGACUCUGGUAUUAACCUUGAUCAUGAUAUCUCUGAUGUAUUAUUCAAUUCGUACUACGCCACGUCUGGUUACACAAAUGCAGCACGAUACACCACAAAACUUAUUGAAAAGUUUUUCCUCGCUGGAAAACUAACCAUACAACUGGGAGACAAAUACGAGGCAAAAUAUUGGUUUGCAGAGGCAAAGCAACUUUGUAAAAGCGCUCUUACCAUCAUGAAAGCGAUUGGCCACCGUAGAGGAGAGGUAGUGGCUUACGCGAGACUUGGAUCUCUUUGUUUUAUCCUCAGCGAGUAUCUAAAGGCGAAAGAAUAUUGUGAGAAAGCAAUUGCCAUCGCAAUAGAAAUCGGCGACAGAAAUGGAGAAGGAAGAACAUACGGGAACCUCGGAGGUGUGUUUAAAUCCCUUGGCGAAUAUCAGAAGGCCAAAGAAUAUUACGAGAAAGCAAUUGCCAUCGCGAUAGAAAUCGGCGACAGAAAUGGAGAAGGAAGAACAUACGGGAACCUCGGAGGUGUGUUUGAAUCCCUUGGCGAAUAUCAGAAGGCCAAAGAAUAUUACAAGAAUGCAAUUGCCAUCGCGAUAGAAAUCGGCGACAGAAAUGAAGAAGGAACAACAUACGGGAACCUCGGAGGUGUGUUUCAAUCCCUUAGCGAAUAUCAGAAGGCCAAAGAAUAUUACGAGAAUGCAAUUGCCAUCGCGAUAGAAAUCGGCAACAGAAAUGGAGAAGGAAGAACAUACGGGAAACUCGGAACUGUGUUUCAAUCCCUUAGCGAAUAUCAGAGGGCCAAAGAAUAUUACGAGAAAGCAAUUGCCAUCGCGAUAGAAAUCGGCGACAAAAUUGGAGAAGGAAGAACAUACGGGAGCCUCGGAGCUGUGUUUCAAUCCCUUGGCGAAUAUCAGAAGGCCAAAGAAUAUUACAAGAAUGCAAUUGCCAUCGCGAUAGAAAUCGGCGACAGAAAUGGAGAAGGAAGAACAUACGGGAACCUCGGAGAUGUGUUUAAAUCCCUUGGCGAAUAUCAGAAGGCCAAAGAAUAUUACGAGAAAGCAAUUGCCAUCACGAUAGAAAUCGGCAACAGAAAUGGAGAAGGAAGAACAUACGGGAACCUCGGAGCUGUGUUUGAAUCCCUUAGCGAAUAUCAGAAGGCCAAAGAAUAUUACGAGAAAGCAAUUGCCAUCGCGCUGGAAAUCGGCGACAGAAAUGGAGAAGGAGCAACAUACAGGAACCUCGGAGAUGUGUUUCAAUCCCUUGGCGAAUAUCAGAAGGCCAAAGAAUAUUACAAGAAAGCAAUUGCCACCGCGAUAGAAAUCGGCGACAGAAAUGGAGAAGGAACAACAUACGGGAACCUCGGAGGUGUGUUUAAAUCCCUUGGCGAAUAUCAGAAGGCCAAAGAAUAUUACGAGAAUGCAAUUGCCAUCGCGAUAGAAAUCGGCGACAGAAAUGGAGAAGGAACAACAUACGGGAACCUCGGAGCUGUGUUUCAAUCCCUUGGCGAAUAUCAGAAGGCCAAAGAAUAUUCCGAGAAGGCAAUUGCCAUCGCGAUAUGUGACGAUAAGGUUUUCGCCCAAACUGGAGGACUGAAUCUUCGCGGACGGCACAAUAACAACUGGGGGGAAUAACUCUGUAGAGACGACUCGGCAGCGAGAACGGAAACUCGUCACGAUUUCCUGGUACACGGAGAUCUGCUUCGAGCGAGCUUAUACGGACGUCAAGGAUAAGACAAUCUUUGGUUCCACAGUACUUUUAUUCUAGGUCAGGCCAACAAGCGACAUGACCUCUAGCAUACUCUCGUUUGUAAUCAUCAAAGCUGUACAAGGUACUUGCUUAAGAAGUAACUGGUGCGAAGUGCUAUUGUUACACGAAUCGCAAUAUUUGGACAAGGACACAAAGGAGCGGAAAAAAGUCUCUUUGAAGCUAAACAAAAAACUACUUAAAUAUUCCAUCUGUUUCCACGACGGAAAGAAUCUCAAAAUUAAAAAGACGGAUGCAAUAAACUUUAGGCCAUUAAAGUAGGAAACCUAGGUGCGAAUUUUACAGCUCUGAUAUAGAAAACAAUACCUAUCUUAAUUGCAGCAGCGCAGCUUAGGAAAUAGAAAACGGAAAAGCAAUUAAAAGUUUCUGCUUAUUUAUACAAGAUUGGUUUGGAAACCAUUGCAUGAAAAGAAAUUAGAUUUACGCGUAUAAACUCAGCUGCUAUCUACCAUGAAAACCAAUGUUUCCAGAAAGACCAUUAACACUUAUAUUUACCUAAAAAACCCAUGUACUAGAUGACAAAAGUGCCGACAAGCAGGUGCAUAGUAAAAGCGAGUAAUCGAUAAAAAUCUAUUCUAAAAGCCACUGUGGUUUUUUUAUGCAUAUUUUUGAUUUAUUGAAAUGAAAGGACUUGAAAUGGUUAAAUGUAAAAGUUUACGAAUAAAUAUGCUCCGAAUAACACACACGGGAAAAUCAGUAAAUUUUCCCGUAACAGAUAGAAAUAGGCGACAGAAAUGGAGAAGGAACAACAUACAGGAAACUCGGAGAUGUGUUUCAAUCCCUUGGCGAAUAUCAGAAGGCCAAGGAAUAUUACAAAAAAGCAAUUGCCAUCGCGAUAGAAAUCGGGGACAGAAAUGGAGAAGGAACAACAUACGGGAGCCUCGGAGCUGUGUUUCAAUCCCUUGGCGAAUAUCAAAAGGCCAAAGAAUAUUACAAGAAAGCAAUUGCCAUCGCGAUAGACAUCGGCGACAGAAAUGGAGAAGGAGCAACAUACGGGAACCUCGGAGCUGUGUUUCAAUCCCUUAGCGAAUAUCAGAAGGCCAAAGAAUAUCACGAGAAAGCAAUUGCCAUCGCGAUAGAAAUCGGCGACAGAAAUGGAGAAGGAAGAACAUACGGGAACCUCGGAGGUGUGUUUCAAUCCCUUGGUGAAUAUCAAAAGGCCAAAGAAUAUUACAAGAAAGCAAUUGCCAUCGCGAUAGACAUCGGCUACAGAAAUGGAGAAGGAGCAACAUACGGGAACCUCGGAACUGUGUUUCAAUCCCUUGGCGAAUAUCAGAAGGCCAAAGAAUAUUACAAGAAAGCAAUUGCCAUCGCGAUAGAAAUCGGCGACAGAAAUGGAGAAGGAACAACAUACGGGAACCUCGGAGCUGUGUUUGAAUCCCUUGGCGAAUAUAUGAAGGCCAAAGAAUAUUACGAGAAAGCAAUUGCCAUCGCGAUAGAAAUCGGCGACAGAAAUGGAGAAGGAACAACAUACGGGAACCUCGGAGGUGUGUUUAAAUCCCUUGGCGAAUAUCAGAAGGCCAAAGAAUAUUACGAGAAAUCACUUGCCAUCGCAAAAGAAAUAGGAGACAGAGAAAAGGAAUGUGCAGGAUACUUAGCCCUUGGAGACGUUUACCGCAGGCUUAGGAAAUAUCGUCAAGCUAAAGAAUAUUUCGACAAAGCACUCAGCAUCAAUACAGCAAUUGGACAAAGAAUAAUUGAAGGAUGCGCUUCCAUAGGUUUGGCAGCAGUGUUCGCUUUUAUCAAUGACAAUCAGAAAGCAAAAGAACAUUCUCAGAAGGCGCUCACCAUCAGCAAGGAAUGUGGCAAUAAAGCUAUGGAAGGACGAAGUUACCUCAACCUCGGAAAUCUAUCUCGAUCGCUUGGUGAAUGCGACGAGGCAGAAGAUUACUUAGAGAAAGCUCGCUACAUAAGCAGUAGAAUUGGAGACAGACUGACUGAGUUUAAAAGCCUUCUCAGCAUCACACAGUUAAAGGUAUCGCAAUCACAGGUUAUGGAGGCAAAGGAACAUCUCCUUCAAUGUAUUGGAAAAUAUGAACAAUUGAGGAGUUUUCUUAAAGGAAAUAAAGAGUUUGAAAUAUCUCUGUUAGAAGAGCACGGUCGUUUUCCUUAUCACUUGCUCACUAGCUUGCUUUGCAGUACUGGCAAAUUUCAAGACGCUCUUUAUGUCGAGGAGCUGAGACGAGCGAGAGUCCUCGUAGAAUGCAUGGCAGAGAAGUUCUCCGUUGAAAGCCACAUCUCAGCUGAUCCACAAUCAUGGUUCGGGAUUGAAAACAUUGUGAAGAAUGAGAGUAACUGUGUCUUUUUGUACAUAUUGUAUGCUAGGCGGCAAGUUUGUCUCUGGGUUUUGAAAGCAAAUGGAGACAUUUCCUUUCGAGUCACCGACCAAGUCAAAGACAGCACUCUCAUUCCUGAGAAAGUUUGCAACGUGGAGGGAAUUUUCAAAAAGAGCGCCGCCAGCUUUGGCGUUUUAUUCACAGCGAAUUGCGAAGAUCGAUCUUUGGAUGGCAACGUAACGACAUCUCUUUUUGAAGAGAGCCGAGCAACUUUGCGCGGUGACGAAAGCAAAGAAACCGAAAGAAUUCAUCAUUUGUGUUACAAAUGGAUCAUCGCUCCUGUGGUAGAUUUACUUACAGAGCCUGAAAUCAUCAUUGUGCCGUAUCGUUUCUCGUAUCGAGUCCCAUUUGCUGCCUUGCGUGAUGGAGCAGCCGGAAAGUAUCUAUCAGAGACUUACAGAAUCCGUAUCAUCCCUUCCCUAACGACCCUCCGCCUCAUUCAAGAUUGUCCAGCGGAUUAUCACAGUGAAACUGGUGCACUUGUAGUGGGUGAUCCUACGGUUGGCCAGGUGUAUUACAAUGGACGUGUCGCUAACUUUGUACCAUUGUCCUGUGCUAGAGAGGAAGCAGAGAUGGUUGGUCGACUGUUGGGAGUUCAGCCUUUGUUGGGAGAGUCUGCAACUAAGCAGGCAGUGCUUCAAGCGAUACCUUCAGUGAGUCUCAUACAUGUUGCCGCACAUGGAAAUGCCGAAAGAGGAGAGAUUGCCCUGUCGCCUAAAUGUCCUAAAUGUACCACCAACAGUUUUCCACAAGAAGAAGACUACCUCUUGACAAUGUCCGACAUUUUCGGAGCUCAAGUGCGAGCAAAACUGGUUGUAUUGAGCUGUUGUCACAGUGCGCGUGGAUUGGUCAAAGCCGAAGGAGUUCUUGGAAUCGCUCGUGCAUUCUUAGCAUCCGGUGCACGUUCAGUGUUGGUAGCAUCGUGGGCCAUAGAAGACGAAGCAACGGAGCAGCUCAUGAAUCAGUUCUACAAGCACCUUGUUCGUGGAGAAAGUGCCAGUGAAUCUCUUCACCAGGCCGAAAAAUGGUUGAGAAGCAACGGCUUUCCCAAACCUAAUCAAUGGGCUCCAUUUGUGCUAAUGGGAGACAACGUGACGUUGGAUUUUACAUACAUCGGGUAG
Molecule: messenger RNA, 5336 nt
Organism: Pocillopora meandrina
Lineage: Eukaryota; Metazoa; Cnidaria; Anthozoa; Scleractinia; Pocilloporidae
Source: the annotation of a GenBank genome assembly